Messenger RNA from Mus pahari (shrew mouse), 4757 nucleotides. RefSeq names its product adaptor related protein complex 5 subunit beta 1 (gene Ap5b1). The record is from RefSeq and is a predicted model, not a curated record. Gene Ontology annotation, cellular component: lysosomal membrane; AP-type membrane coat adaptor complex. Gene Ontology annotation, biological process: endosomal transport. NCBI's taxonomy places the organism in Eukaryota, Metazoa, Chordata, Mammalia, Rodentia, Muridae. The transcript is spliced from 3 exons. The coding region runs from base 96 to 2726 and encodes 876 amino acids.
CGUGGAGACGCAUGGCUUCUUCACCAGGAACGCGCGGGGCAUCUUCAGUUCCUCCUGGCCCGGCGCAGUUCGCUCCGGGAAGUGGAUGACUGACCAUGGGGCCCCUGAGUCGAGAAGCCUGGGCCCAGCGCCUGGGGGCUUUCCGAGCCAGCCCAUCCGCCUUUCUGGCAGGUGCCGAAGGUGAGGAUUUGGGUCGCGACCUGUUGAGUGACCUAAGGAGUGAAAAGCUAAGCGAUCAGACCAAGGUUUCCUUACUGACACUGAGCUUGGAGUACUCUGACAAACUUUGGCCUGAUGCACCUGCCGCGGAGGCUGCUGCCACUUCCCUAUUGGACACGCUUGUCCUCCUGCCCGCAAGACCUUCGGCUCUCCGGAGGCUCCUGUUGUUGGCAGCCACUACAGCCCUGGUGUCAGGAGAUGCUCUUGGACCCACUUCGGGAGCUUCCUGCCGGCUCCUGCCCUUACUUCUUGGCUUAGCUUCAGGCCGAGACUUGGGACGAAGCUUUGGAACCCCCUCAGAACAGCGCCAUCUACAGGCCACAGCCUGUGAAUGCCUUGGAGAACUUGAGCGCUGUAAGCCUGGGCUGCUGGCCGGCGCCCUGGGGAUGCUGCGGAGCCUCCCAGGGCAAACGGGUCCCGUCCAGCCCGUCAGCCUGCUUCUGGCCCUUGUUCUGCACAACACCUUGGUGGUACAGUCCAGGUCAGGGGCCGGCCUGCAAGGCCUGCUGGCAGCUGAGGACUUCUCCACUGGGACUUGUCCCUGGGACUGGACCCUGGCUGAAGAAUGCGAUGCUCAUCUUAAGCCCCAGGGGCCCAGCUGGCCUACAGCUGGGGAGGAGGAGCGUGGCUUUCCGGUUCUAGAGCCCAGCCCUGAGGACGCCCGAGAGCUGAAGGCUGCGGUGGCCCAGCUUCUGGACACUUCCUAUCUGCUCACUCCUGUGGCUCAGGCUCAACUUCUGUGGAUGUUGGGCUGGGCCCUACGGGGUCUUCGGGGACAGCCACCAGUGCUUUUCAAGCCACAGCUGGUUCGGCUGCUGGGCACGGCACAGCUGACACUGUUACACUCAGUUCUGUCUCUGAAGGCGGCCUUUGGUGAGGCCCUGUUCACUGCGCAGGAUGAAGCUCUGCUACUCCGCAGGCUCACCUUGGGAGCCCAGCACCCGGCCUUACCCUCGCCCACACACCUCUUUUACCUGCAUUGCAUCCUGAGCUUCCCUGAGAAUUGUCCACUAGGUCCAGAAGGGGAAGAGGCUGCCCCACUGCUGUUGGGGCCCCAGCUAUGCCGGGGCCUCAUGCCCAGUCUCCUCCAUGAUCCAACGGUCCUCCUGGCCCGCCUGCAUUUGCUAUGUCUGCUCUGUGCUGAUGAUGAGGAAGAGGAGAAAGGCCAGCCUCAGGGCCCACAGUGGUUCCUACAGGAGCUGCUGGCUGGGUUACAGCAAAGGGCAGCCCUGGAUGGUGGUCCCCGGGCCCUGGCCACCCUCUGUUUCCAGGCCUCAUACCUUGUUACCAGCUGCCUGACCAGACACCCUACAGUACAGACAUCUUUGAUCCGUGGACUGGCCCAACUGUACCGCGCUCGGCCUUCCCUGACACCCCACUUUGUGGACCUCUUAGAUCAGGUAAGCCCUGAGCUGAGAGAGCCCCUCAGGGAGGUGUUGCUCCAAGAGGUGGUGGCCAGGCCAGGCAAGACCGAAGCCCUUUGCUGGCACCUGCAGAUGCUGGCAAAGGUGGCAGAGGGGGCCACUCAGAGUGCCACACUCAGCUUUCUACAGGCUGCAGCUGUAUACUGCACUGAUUGGGGCCUCCACCAGGCCCUACUGCGGGUGUGCCGUGCUCUGCUGCGGACGGGCGGGGGAGACGGUCUGGCAGACUUGCUGCAGGAACUGGCCAGACGGCUAGAGAAUGCUGAUGGACGAGACCAUGCCCGACUAUACUAUGUCCUCUUGUCCCACCUGUCAAGUUCCAAGCUGGGGAUGGUGCUGGGCCCCUCACUGGCUGCACCUGCACUGGCCUCCUCACUGAUGGCUGAGAACCAGGGCUUCGCAUCAGCACUGAUGGUGCAGGAGACCUCAGCUCCAAUUCAGUUGAGUGUGGGGCCUCAGCAGGCCAAAGGCCCACUCCCGGUGCUGCAUCUGCAGGUGCAGGCGCUGGAUGCACCCAUCUACUCUCUGGAGCUGCGCUUCCGUGUGGAAGGACAGCUCUACGAGCCCUUGGAGGCCGUCCACAUACCCUGCUUGCGACCCGGACAACCCGCGCAUCCUCUGUACCUGCCCCUGCAGCCCCGAUGCCCAACCCCUGCCCGCCUACACGUGCGGGCCCUCUACAGCACAUCCGCUGGCCUCACGUGCCAUGCCCGCCUGCCUCCCCUGUCUGUGAACUUUGCUGACCUCUUCCUGCCUUUCCCCCAGAUCCCUAAGGGCUCGGAGUUGCGUUUCUUCGAUGAGCUCUGGAACUCCUGCCUGCCAAAGGGCGUAGAGAGCCGUGUGUGGUGUCCACUUGGGCCGCAGGGCCUGGAGGCCUUGGUGUCCCAGUACCUAGAGCCCUUUAUAGUGGUGGCUCAGCCCCCUACCACCUACCUCAUAGCCGUCCGCCUGCCUCCUGACUCCAUGCUGCUGCUGCGCCUGGAGAAAGCUCAGGUGGAUGGUGUGCCUGUAGCCCUAAGAACUGAUGACUGGGCCGUGCUGCCCCUGGUAGGGGACUACCUCCGCGGGCUUGCAGCCCACUGAGUAGUGCCAGGUGGGACUGCACUGUGGCUGUGGCUGCCAGCGGAGCAUGCUCUUGCAGCUCCUGCCCCAUUAAACCCAUUCACAGGCUGCCCCUCCUGGCUUGGUUUCUUUUGGACCCUUGUUAGGAGCAGACUUACUGGGAGUGGGUCAUAAGCCCCCAGGAAGAUCCAGACUAACCCCAGUACUGCAGCCCUCCAUAAUUCCUGCUCAGAUAGUCUGAAAAAUAUGUUUCUCACAGGAUCUGACCUGGCCCAAGAUCACUAUGCAACUUCUCAUGAAGGCUGGAGCUUAAGGUUGGGCCUCCCAACUCUGCCCCCGCUGAACUCAGAUCAUAAGGCAGCAGCCUGGGCAGGGGUGACUAGAGAGCCUUUUCCUGGGUAGAGCUGGUUGGACCUAACCGUACAGGGUGUGCCAGUAUGCUUUGGUUCUGAGCAGAUGGUGGGCCUGCAUGAUCUGGUUCAAAACAACAACCCCCAAACCUAGCUUUUAAUAGCAGCCGUUAGGAACCCCAGUCUUAGGAAUCUUCUCAGAUAUGAGCUUGUUCUCAGGCCACUGGUGGUGGUACUCCCAACACUUGGAAGGCAGAAGCAGGUAGAUCGAUUGCGGAGUUUGAGGCCAGAAUUACACAGAGAAACCGUGUCUCAAAAACAAACAAAAGAAGAAUUUAAGAACUUCUCCAGCUCCUUUCUCCAAAUGUGCAAGACACCAAGGAUGCAGGUUCAUCGAGGCCGUCACUGCUGCCAGGCACCAGGCUGGUAUUUUCCACACACAUUACCUCCUGUCAUCCUUGAAACAUUUCUGCAGGGCUCCCCUGCACAGCUGAGGAAGUCAGCCAGCUGAAGGAGUUAAGUGGCUUCCUGAGGUCAGGCUGUGAGGGAGUAGGAUUUUGUCACCUAUGGCCACAUAUCACCAUUGCCACAUUGAGCAGAGCCCUGCAGCAGCCACAAGUCCUCAGCCUUCAGCCCUGAGAGGACCCCAGCAGGACAUGCUGAAGCAGCUCUCGGCUGGUGCUGGGGGGGGGAGGGGCACCCCUGCUCUUACAAGUCCGGCUAGGAGCAGAAAGGCUUACACCCAUUUUGUGGCAAAAGGCCAGGUUCUUUUGUGAGCUGUGGCAAUGAGUUGUCACUGUUGAGUAAUUUUACACUCCAGAUGUAGAUGUUGGCAAAGAAAAAAAUGCCAUCCAGCUCUAGCUGUGAGCCAGUGAGUGGACCGGAGCUGUUUCCAAGAGUUCGGUUACUCAAAUCUAGCUGUGUCACCAAAGCCAUUCCAGCACGGCUGAGCACUCCAGAGAGCUGCUGAGCAUUAUGGGGCUUGCAGCUGGCUCCACUUAAGACUACUCACCUGAAACUGGCAGCUAUAAAAGCUAAAAUAAAAAUAUAAAAUAUAUAUAAAAUAAAAAAUAAAACAUGCAGGAUGGGCCUUGCCAGCCCCGUGGCUUUCUGAGCUGCUGGAUCCUCAAGUCCCCUGAGUCUCCUGAGCCUGGAGAGAGGACGACACAGCUACAUAGCACUCACCUUGAAAGCCAUUGCCAAAUCGGGAAGGCGGCCAUUCUAGAAACUUCUCCAGCUGGUUCGAGCAGAGACAGGAUAUAGGUCAGUUCCUUACACAGUUCUUAGGGAAGCCACCACGGGAGCUACUGCAUCGCGGGAUGAGCUCCCCUGCUUGCAGCAUGACUCCUCCUGGUGCUCCGACAUGGUGGGUGCUGCCAGUGUGUUCACCUGCCCACUGAGCCAGAGACCACUGCUGCCACAGAGGGCCUUGACCCCUCCGUGGCAUCUCAGUUUUCCCCACCCAGGUCCUCUGUAGUGGGGAGGGGGUACUGAGAAGCAGUUCCCCUCAUACAAACGCAAGGCAUGCAUUAAGCCUUAGGCCAGGAUGAAGAAACUAGGCUACAGAGGCUGGGGAGAUGACUCAGUAAAGUACUCACCCGUGAAGAACUGAGAUCCCCAGCACCCAUGUAAGCUAGGCCAGGCUGCCACUCGGCACAGGGCUGGGAGGCAAAGACAAGACAGUAAGAGGUUCCCCAGAGCC